CGCGCUACGGCACGCGUACACAGACGUAGGAGCAUAUAAAAUCUCCCGCCUCCCCAUCCAUUCUCCUCGUCCGUCGUGCACGACAACACACACAAUCACCAGUUGCAGUUGCGCCCGUUCUAGUGCCUGCCUGUCCCUUGCUCGGUUUCCGCUUAUUCUCAUGGCGUCCAUCAUGCUGCUGCUGUCGGAGCUGCUGGGCGGGGAGAGCGCCAGCGUGCUGGCGGCAGAACGCUACAUGGGCGGCCAACAGAGCCUGCGGGAGCUCCGGUCCGCCGCCGUGACUGGGCCGGCGGCGGCAGCGGCCAACAAGCAGGACGAACAACGUCCGGAGGCCGCCGCCGCCGGCACCGCACGGUGCGAGUGCCAGGAGACGAGGAAUAAUGAGGAGUCGUUGGGGGAUCUCGCGGUGUCCAGGGUAGCGGUCGACCUUAUUAUGUGGCCAUGAGGCUUCCUUUUUCUUUUUUCCUGUGUGGGUUGCGCAACACCGAUCUUGCUCUGCUGAUUGCUUUCUGAUUCUUUCUAUUCAU
Molecule: messenger RNA, 527 nt
Organism: Sorghum bicolor (sorghum)
Lineage: Eukaryota; Viridiplantae; Streptophyta; Magnoliopsida; Poales; Poaceae
Exons: 1
Coding region: 161-445 (94 amino acids)
Source: RefSeq, a predicted model, not a curated record